AUGCAGAUCCUAAAAGUGUUAUUGGUAGUGCUGGUUGCGGUGAACCUGACCACCGGUUUCUUCUUUCCGAAGAAGAAAAAAAUUUACAUCCAUCAUCCUGCACCUGCACCGGUGUACCCGCAGUACACGUACAGCUAUUACUAUCAACCUAUCCCGUAUUACUACUAUGAACCUGUGUACGUUGCUACCCAUCAUCCGACGCCGGCACCAGUGCAUCCCAAGGAGGAUAAGCCGGAGGUAGAGAUCGUACCAUCGGUCGGAUUCCAGAUGGGAACGAAAACCGAUGUGAUCGAGGUACUCAAAUCGCCAGGCGUUGAGGUCCAACCCGUGCAGCCGGUGCAAACCGAUGCUGGCAGCACCACGGUCAUCAUCGACGAGAUUAAACCGGACGCAAACGAUGUUAAGCUAUCAUCCGGCGGAGUUGUACCGAUCGUGAACAGUGAAGCAUCCGCACAGUCGAGCUUCUCAUCGACCGACCUGCUGAUCAACUCGGUACCGUCCGUGUCGGACAUCGAUGUUAGAGGAUCCUUCAACGGGAACUCCGACAACACCAAACGGGGCGCCAGUACCGUUGAGGUGUACAAAUCUCCAGGUGAAUACAUUGAGUUUCCACCAGUGGCCAUUCAAAACGAUGACGAGACCCUGUCCGCACUGCUCACUGAUCAAGCUUUCCCACCCAACAGCGAUCUAUCGUCUUCCUUAAGCUCGUUUUCCGCAAGUCAAUCGUUCGCCCAAUCGCAAGCUUUAACCAGUACGCUAGCCGACUCGGAGCAGGACAGUGUCUUUGCCGCAUCGAGCGAUUCCGUCAGUCAUGUAAAACCCCCGUCCGAGGAUGCAUUAGCGUUUCCCGAAGUGCAGCAGGUGCUCCGCGAGCUGCUUAACACCAAAAACUUUGACGAGAAACGAUUUAAGAAAGAUACCACAACCAGUGGUGGCGUACCGCAGCGGCAAUCGGUUCAAAUCGAUCCGGAGAUCAGCUAUAGCAAGGUGGUGCGCCAGUAA
Molecule: messenger RNA, 1002 nt
Organism: Anopheles maculipalpis
Lineage: Eukaryota; Metazoa; Arthropoda; Insecta; Diptera; Culicidae
Exons: 2
Coding region: 1-1002 (333 amino acids)
Source: RefSeq, a predicted model, not a curated record